Molecule: messenger RNA, 1639 nt
Organism: Balaenoptera musculus (blue whale)
Lineage: Eukaryota; Metazoa; Chordata; Mammalia; Artiodactyla; Balaenopteridae
Gene: SDR42E1
Product: short chain dehydrogenase/reductase family 42E, member 1
Exons: 3
Coding region: 308-1468 (386 amino acids)
Biological process (GO): steroid biosynthetic process
Molecular function (GO): 3-beta-hydroxy-Delta5-steroid dehydrogenase (NAD+) activity
Source: RefSeq, a predicted model, not a curated record
UCCGGCGCCGAGCGCGGGCGGCGGCGAUCGUGAGAGGCCUGGGUUGCCCGUCCUCGAGCAGACCCGGCGUCGCCGUCGUUUUCUGCCGCUGUCCAGUUACCUUUGACUGCCAUAUAUGGAUUCCCAAAAAUCUCUGAAGGAAACAGUCCUCGUUACGGGAGGAGGUGGCUAUUUUGGCUUCCGGUCAGUGCAUCUGCAAAAUAUGUCCAUGGAAUUAUUUUACUGGUAGUUGCUGGGAAAAGUAUAGCUUUCGACUCACACUAAUGCAGUGUAGACUCUUACUUGUUUGUAUAGUGUUAAACCAGGAAUGGACGGUGCUGCCCACGGCUCAGAUACUGAAAUGGAGAACUACAGCCUAGGCUGUGCUCUGAACCAGAAGGGCGUCCGUGUGAUUCUGUUUGACAUAAGCAGCCCUGCUCACGCCAUUCCAGAAGGAAUCGAGUUUAUACACGGAGACAUCCGCCACCUCUCUGACAUUGAGAAAGCCUUCCAGGAUGUGGAUGUCGCUUGUGUGUUCCAUAUUGCCUCUUACGGUAUGUCAGGGCGCGAGCAACUGAAUCGAAACCUGAUUGAAGAAGUGAACGUGGCGGGCACAGACAACAUCCUCCAGGCUUGCAGGAGGCGAGGGGUGCCAAGGUUAGUUUACACUAGCACCUUCAAUGUCAUCUUCGGAGGUCAAGUUAUCAGAAAUGGAGAUGAAUCUCUGCCUUACCUACCUCUUCACCUCCAUCCUGAUCACUACUCUCGGACCAAAUCUGUUGCAGAGAAGAAGGUGCUGGAGGCCAAUGGUACAGCCCUGGAAAGGAGUGAUGGGGUCUUGAGAACCUGUGCUCUGAGGUCUGCUGGCAUCUAUGGGCCUGGAGAACAAAGGCACCUCCCCAGGAUAGUAAGCUACAUUGAGAAGGGCCUGUUCAAGUUUGUGUACGGAGACCCCAAGAGUCUGGUUGAAUUUGUCCAUGUGGAUAACUUGGUGCAGGCUCACAUUCUGGCUUCAGUGGCCCUGAAAGCUGACAAGGGCCACAUUGCCUCUGGGCAGCCCUACUUCAUCUCAGAUGGCAGACCUGUGAACAACUUUGAGUUCUUCCGGCCUUUGGUUGAGGGCCUGGGCUACAAGUUCCCAUCCAUCCGCCUGCCCUUGACUCUCAUCUACUACUUUGCUUUCCUAACCGAGACGGCCCACUUCAUUCUGGGUCAACUGUACAACUUCCAGCCCUUCCUCACCCGCACCGAAGUUUACAAAACCGGCGUCACACAUUACUUUAGCCUAGAGAAAGCCAAGAAGGAGCUAGGUUAUGAGGCUCAGCCAUUUGACCUCCAGGAAGCAGUAGAAUGGUUUAAAGCCCAUGGUCAUGGCAGAAGUCCUGGAAGGCGUGACUCUGAGUGUCUUGUUUGGGAUGGGCUGUUGGUCGUACUCUUGGUUAUAGCGGUUCUUGCAUGGCUGCCGCCUUCUGUGAUUCUGUCAGUGUGAAGGAGGAGCUAGAAAUAAGGAGCUGAUCACACUUGCUGAGAUGGUUUUCAAGAAACACAGGUUUGGGACUUGGUGGUGCAGUGGUAAAGAAUCCGCCUGCCAAUGCAGGGGACUUGGGUUCAAGCCCUGGUCCAGGAAGAUCCCACAUGCCACGGAGCAACUAAGCCCGUG